Messenger RNA from Ectocarpus sp. CCAP 1310/34, 716 nucleotides. NCBI's taxonomy places the organism in Eukaryota, Phaeophyceae, Ectocarpales, Ectocarpaceae. The record is from the annotation of a GenBank genome assembly.
AUGGACGAUCUUGAACACCUGACAACCCUCGCUGCCGUUGCUGCUCAUCCCACCGUCCUUUCAGCUGAGAGCGCACCUAAACUGGUACUCCGGGGAGCUUCUGGAGCAGCGAUGAUGGUAUAUACUCUUGAGGAGGAUGGCGAGAUCACGGUAUCGGGCGUUCAGCAGAUUGAGAUCGGUGUAUGAGAGCAGGCGUGGGGUGUCUCACCUUGCAACCGCAGUGACAGAAGCAGCGUUAGCUUCGAUCGUUACCGUAUAUUGACAUUCAAGGAGGUGGUGUCGUCACGGAAGGUAUUCCGCACGGCGGUCUUCUUUGCUGCUGCUGUUGCUGCUGCUGCUGCUGCUGCUGCUGCUGCUGGUUCAAGGGCUUGGCUGUGAAUGGCUCUACCCUGGUAGAGUGUCCGGUCGGCUCAUCGUGUUUCGAUGGGAUGUGAAAACAAAUGGAAUUGAUGUGAAGACUCAGUCAGCUGGCCGGGCUACAAUCGUUUGAGGGAAGGUUCGGCGUGUUAUUCCCACCGAGGCACACAGCCUCGCCCCACUCCUCUGAAUUGAUUCAGUGUGGUCCGUUUCGUACGGUGAGAACGGGCAGCGGCAGACUACGACCAUGGAAAUGGCUGGCUGGUAUGCCUGCUUCGCUCCUGGCUUUGAACAGUACAAGACGCAGCCUACCUGCGCGUAAUUUACCGUUGCCCCAGUUAAGCUGUGCGAGAGCUCUG